This is a messenger RNA of Penicillium antarcticum, 1209 nucleotides long. Its product is annotated as putative extracellular exo-polygalacturonase. Gene Ontology annotation, molecular function: polygalacturonase activity. The record is from RefSeq and is a predicted model, not a curated record. Gene Ontology annotation, biological process: carbohydrate metabolic process. The coding region runs from base 1 to 1209 and encodes 402 amino acids. Lineage: Eukaryota; Fungi; Ascomycota; Eurotiomycetes; Eurotiales; Aspergillaceae. The transcript is spliced from 2 exons.
AUGCCAUCCCUCUCCAAGACCCUCACAGCCCUCGCGCUGCUCACACAAACCCUCGCAUUGACUCCGACAAAACCACUCAAUGCCCGCGCUUCAACCUGUACACCAAAAGCCGGUGGAUCAUCUUCAGUAGAUGAUGUCCCAGCCAUUACGUCCGCAAUCGCAUCAUGCGGAAAGGGAGGCACGAUCGUUAUUCCCGCUGGAAGUACAUACUACCUGAACAGCGUGCUGGACUUUGCAGGCUGUACCGGCUGUGACUUUCAAGUCGAGGGGCUGUUGAAGUUCUCUUCGUCGACGAGUUACUGGGAAGGACGCACGGCCAUGAUAAACAUCAAGAAUAUCAAUGGGCUCAAGAUCCGCUCGUUGACUGGCGCUGGAGUAAUCGAUGGAAAUGGACAGAACGCAUGGGACCUCUUCGCAAGUGACAGCAGCUACGCGCGCCCAACUCUCCUCUACAUAACAGGCGGAUCAAACAUCGAGAUCUCAAGCCUGCGCCAGAAAAACCCACCCAACGUCUUCAACUCAGUAAAAGGCAACACAAAGAGGGUAACCUUCUCGCAUCUAAAAAUGGAUGCAACAUCCAAGAGCGACAACGAGCCCAAAAACACCGACGGUUUCGACAUCGGCGCCAGCACAGAUGUCACCAUCAGCAACGUCGAUGUCGACAAUGACGAUGACUGUGUCGCCUUCAAGCCUGGCUGUGAUGGUGUCACUGUCACCGAUAUAACCUGCACGGGCAGUCAUGGGUUAUCUGUUGGAUCUCUGGGCAAAGGGUCGUCCGAUACAGUGAAGAAUAUCUAUGUAUCCGGCGCGACGAUGAUCAAUUCAACCAAGGCCCUUGGUAUAAAGACAUACCCGUCUGGCGGAUCUCAUGGGUUAUCAACAGCGAGCAAUGUAACGUGGAGCGGUGUUGUUGUUGAUGGGUGCGACUAUGCGGUUCAGAUUCAAAGUUGUUAUGGGGAGAAUAGUGAGUACUGUGAAGAGAAUCCCGGGAAUGCCAAUUUGUCUGGUAUUGUGAUUGAGGAUGUUAGCGGGGUGACGAGUGGGAAGUAUGGAGCGGUGACUAGCAAUUUGAAUUGUGGAUCUGGGGGCACUUGUGAUGUGAAGAUUGGUUCUUAUACAGUCAAGCCAAAGUCUGGGAGUGGCAAGGUGCUUUGCGCGAAUACGCCGUCUGAUUUGGGGGUUACUUGUACUGCUGGAGCAUCGGGGUGA